AUGUUUUGUCAGGCAGCUCGUGAACAAGUUUAUGGUUCUCGUUAUCAAUGGAUUAUUCUUGGUUAUCCAUCAUUAUCAACUUGGUGGAAUGAACCAACUGAUUGUUCAAUGCAAGAAAUAAUUCGUGUAAUUAAUGGUACAUUACAAACACGUCUACCACCUUUAUCUAUUGAUGAUAAUGAAAAUCAAUUAGAAUAUAUCACGGAAUAUAUAAAACAAUUUUCUAAAUUAGAAAAAGAUUAUUUUCAUGGUUAUGUAUAUGAUACAAUAUGGAGUUUAGCAUAUCUUUAUCAAUCACAUUUAUUAAGUAAUCAAUCAAUUAUUGGAAUAUUUUAA
Molecule: messenger RNA, 336 nt
Organism: Rotaria sordida
Lineage: Eukaryota; Metazoa; Rotifera; Eurotatoria; Philodinida; Philodinidae
Source: the annotation of a GenBank genome assembly